ACGUGACCUGGAAAUCUACAUGUUUCAAGAUUCUGCAACCACGUAGAAUAUUGUUUUCUGGCCGUGAACACGCCAACAUGAAGAAGGCGGCGCAACAUGAGAAAGAUGCCGACUUGGACAGCGAGAAUGAGGAAUACGACGAGAAUGCCGAUGAAGACUUUAAUCCCGAUGAAGUAGCCGCACAAGACGACGACAAAUCUUCGUCAUCAGAAGACGAAGAAGAUGCCAAGCAGCCCACGAAACCGAAAGGGAAAUCUGCAAAGGCGAAAAGGAAAUCCGAUGUAAUUGAAGAAGAGUUAGAUUCUGGAGAUGAAGCGACCAUACGAGAACGUCGGAAAAAGAAACGGAAGAAGGAUGAGGAUGAGGACGGGGAGGAAAGUGCUGGCGAAGGCGGAUUCAUUCGAACACGAGCACAACGAUAUGCUGAGAAAGUAGAGCAAAAGCAGAGAAGGCACGCCACUCUCGGUCAUGUCACGGUGGACGUUGACAAGCUAUGGGCAGAGUUGAAUAGCCUACCUGUGGGUAGGAUAUCUAUUUCGGACACAAAUUCAACGGAGGAUAAAUCUGCAAAGCCAGAUGGCGCAGAAGGUCGAGACAAAGAUUCGAAACCCACUCAAUCCAAGGACGAUCUCAUCACAAUUAAGAAGCGGAUUCGCUAUGCAGGAGAGGUCACUGAAGUUGAAGAGCAAGUCCCUCGAAGCUCAAAAGAGGCCCAGAAAUAUCUCGCUGAACACCCCGAGGCUGAUCCAAAUCACGCGCUUCACUCCAUCGACCCCAACGGUUUACAGCGACCAAUGAAGCGUCCAUCGAUCUUCGAGCCAAAUCCUAGUAGUCUGGUCAAGGGCGUCGCGCCGGAGAAUCUACGGCCUCGAGCGCCGAGUCGCUUCGAUGUCAAGCGCAUGGAGGAGGAGAAGAGAAAGAAGGCAUUGAAGAUGAGCACGGUACAGAAAAGUGCGCUGGAUUGGAAAGGCUUCGUCAAUCAAGAGGGCUUGCGCGACGAGCUGGACGAAUACGGGAAAAGUAAGAAGGGAUUCAUGGCACGAGAGGCUUUCCUGGAUCGCGCAGCUGGAGCACGCGAACAGGCGGCGAGGGAAGCUCGCUUGAAGCUAUGAUUGACGAAGUGAUGCAAUUGACCGCAGUCUGUUGCGGCGUUCAGGACCCGAGUGCGAAGUCCUUGUUGGUUUCUGCGAGCAUUGUGAUACCCCGGCCUUCGGCAAUACUUUUUCCACAGAAUGUGAUUUUUCCUACAGCAACAUCGAAUUUUGACGAUCAUACGUCAGGGCUGCCCGGUGAGCGAACGUGCCCUGCGAUAAUCUGUUGCGACCGUUAACUCCACUUUGAAGUUGCAAAGGACAUCCAUUUACCUGCUGCUACUCGAACUGUAGAGCACCACAUACGGUGUAUCAUCGCAACACGUGUUGAUUGUCGGGACUAAAACUUCACAUUCGCCUGUCGAUCAACAAGUGAAGGACCGCGGCUUGAUUUUUAGGCUCGGCUACUUUGUGGAUCUACAAAAUAUUGUGCAUUUGCAGAUCUUCGCACGAACAGUGAUGCACUGCUGU
This is a messenger RNA of Dissoconium aciculare CBS 342.82, 1562 nucleotides long. RefSeq lists its product as uncharacterized. The record is from RefSeq and is a predicted model, not a curated record. Bases 78 to 1112 code for a protein of 344 amino acids. Lineage: Eukaryota; Fungi; Ascomycota; Dothideomycetes; Mycosphaerellales; Dissoconiaceae. The transcript is spliced from 2 exons.